AUGUCAAACAUCUUAGAAAAAUCCCUUGACGAUAUAAUUGGAGAAAAAGAACAAAGUCAUAGACGAUUCAUACCUACUCGAAGAAGAGGCGCUCCAUUACCUAACCAUCACAGAUCAUCUAGAUUCCCACCAUCAAGACCUUCUUCAAGACCAAUACCUAUCAAUCAUAGAGAAACUAGAGAUUCAAGAGAUAGAGACGUAUACAUUCCACGAUCAUCAUCCACAACUUCCUCGAGCAUACCAAAAGACGUAUUACAACUAGCUAAUGGAAGACCAACAUUAAGAUUGAAAAACAUUCAUCCAGAAUUAAAUGGAGAAGAUUUAAAUAAUUUAUUUUCAACAAUAAGUGCAGUAGAUUUUAUAAAAUUCGAUGAUUUAAAUGAUACGAUAGCGUAUAUAUGUUUCCAACAAGAUAAUGAUAGAUCUAAUCAAGAAGCUAUAAUUAAAUAUGAUGGUAAAAAGGCAAUGGGUAAAAUAUUAAUUGUUGAAAAUACUACAAGUGUUAGUUUAGCUGAUAGAAUAAAAUCAAACCCAAUUCAUAAAAAAGAAAAUUUUAUUACAAGUGUUAGACCGAUAUCAAGAGGUGGAUAUAGAGGUAAUAGUAGAGGUAUAAGAGGUGGUAGUAAUGGUGGAGUUUUCAAAAAUAGAAUAACUCCAAAUCCAAAAAAGAGUGCUGAUGAUUUAGAUAAAGAAUUAGAUUCAUAUAUGAAUCCAAAUAAAAACAAAAGUAAUGGUAAAAAAAGUGCUGAUGAUUUAGAUAAAGAAUUGGAGAGUUAUAUGAAUACAACAAAUAAUGAUGAAAUGAGUGUAGAUUAA
Molecule: messenger RNA, 816 nt
Organism: Lodderomyces jiufengensis
Lineage: Eukaryota; Fungi; Ascomycota; Pichiomycetes; Serinales; Debaryomycetaceae
Exons: 1
Coding region: 1-816 (271 amino acids)
Biological process (GO): mRNA export from nucleus
Cellular component (GO): nucleus
Molecular function (GO): mRNA binding
Source: RefSeq, a predicted model, not a curated record